UUUUGCCUACAGUAGUUUACACUAGUUUCUCUUCUGCUUUCAAGGCUCCAGACCCAGUUCCUGGACCUGCCCUGGAAAAGAAGUAUCCAGUAGAGAUGAGCUCACUGCAGUUACUUAAUUAAAAAUUUGUAAGCUGCAAAAAUGGCAAAGGGCCAGCCAAGAUCAGCUACAAUUUGAAUUUUUCUAUUUCCAGAAAAUGCUUGGACAGAAGAGAUGAGUACUAAUUCCACUAAGGUCUAGAAUUGCCUACUGUACAAAUAGUCCUGAUCAGGCAAUAUACGAAUGGCCCAAGGAAGCCACCAAAUUGAUUUUCAGGUUUUACGUGACCUGCGACAAAAAUUCCCUGAAGUACCUGAAGUUGUUGUAUCCAGGUGCAUGUUACAGAAUAAUAAUAACCUGGAUGCCUGCUGUGCUGUUCUCUCUCAGGAGAGUACAAGGUAUCUUUAUGGUGAAGGAGACUUGAAUUUUUCGGAUGAUUCUGGAAUUUCUGGUCUACGCAAUCACAUGACUUCUCUCAACUUGGACUUGCAAUCAGAGAAUGUUUACCACCAUGGAAGAGAAGGAAAUAGAAUGAAUGGAAGUAGGACUCUAACGCACAGCAUUAGUGAUGGACAACUUCAAGGGGGUCAGUCCAAUAAUGAACUAUUUCAGCAGGAGCCACAAACAGCACCAGCUCAAGUUCCUCAAGGCUUUAAUGUUUUUGGAAUCUCCAGUACAUCUGGUUCUUCAAAUUCAGUACCACAUCUUGGAUUUCACUUAGGCAGCAAAGGAACAUCUAACCUUUCUCAACAAACUCCCAGAUUUAAUCCCAUUAUGGUAACCUUAGCCCCAAAUAUCCAGACUGGUCGUAAUACUCCUACAUCUUUGCACAUACAUGGUGUACCUCCACCUGUACUUAACAGUCCACAGGGAAAUUCUAUCUACAUUAGGCCUUACAUUACAACUCCUAGUGGUACAACUCGACAGACACAGCAGCAUUCUGGCUGGGUGUCUCAGUUUAAUCCCAUGAAUCCUCAACAAGUUUAUCAGCCUUCACAGCCUGGUCCCUGGACUACUUAUCCUGCAUCUAAUCCUCUGCCACAUACCUCAACCCAACAGCCAAGUCAGCAAGGCCACCAGACCUCUCAUGUCUACGUGCCCAUCAGUUCACCUACUACUCCACAACCACCAACAAUUCAUUCAUCUGGUAGCUCGCAAUCUUCUACCCAUAGCCAGUAUAACAUUCAGGAUAUUUCAACAGGACCUCGAAAAAACCAGAUUGAAAUCAAAUUUGAACCCCCACAAAGAAACAGUUCUUCAAAAUUGCGUUCUUCUGGACCUCGAACAUCUAGCACUUCCUCUUCAGUCAACAGCCAGACCUUAAAUAGAAAUCAGCCCACUGUUUACAUAGCUGCCAGUCCCCCGAAUACUGAUGAGACGAUCUCCCGUAGUCAACCUAAGGUUUAUAUUUCAGCUAAUGCCACGACAGGAGAUGAACCGGGCAUGCGCAGUCAGCCCACAGUCUUCAUAUCCACAAACUCUGGGGCAUCUGCUGCCUCCAGGAAUAUGUCUGGGCAAGUGAGCAUGGGUCCUACCUUUAUUCAUCACCACCCUCCCAAAAGUCGAGCAAUAGGCAGUAACUCUGCAACUUCUCCUCGAGUGGUGGUCACUCAACCCAAUACAAAAUAUACUUUCAAAAUUACAGUUUCUCCCAAUAAACCCCCUGCUGUUUCACCAGGGGUUGUUUCCCCUACCUUUGAACUUACAAAUCUUCUGAGUCAUCCUGAUCAUUAUGUAGAAACAGAAAAUAUUCAGCACCUCACGGACCCUACGUUAGCACAUGUGGAUAGAAUAAGUGAAGCACGGAAAUUGAGCAUGGGAUCUGAUGAUGCUGCCUACACACAAGCUCUAUUGGUACACCAGAAGGCCAGAAUGGAACGACUUCAAAGAGAACUUGAGAUUCAAAAGAAAAAGCUGGAUAAACUAAAAUCUGAGGUCAAUGAAAUGGAAAAUAAUCUAACUCGAAGGCGCCUGAAAAGAUCAAAUUCCAUAUCCCAAAUACCUUCACUUGAAGAAAUGCAGCAGUUAAGAAGUUGUAAUAGACAACUCCAGAUUGACAUUGACUGCUUAACCAAAGAAAUUGAUCUUUUUCAAGCCCGAGGACCACAUUUUAAUCCCAGCGCUAUUCAUAACUUUUAUGACAAUAUUGGAUUUGUAGGUCCUGUGCCACCAAAACCCAAAGAUCAGAGGUCCACCAUCAAAACACCAAAGAUUCAAGACACAGAAGAUGAUGAGGGGGCUCAGUGGAAUUGCACUGCUUGUACUUUUUUGAACCAUCCAGCCUUAAUCCGCUGUGAACAGUGUGAGAUGCCACGGCAUUUCUGAGCCAGAAAGCCCUAUGUCUUCUCUAAAACCACAUCUAAAGUUCAAGAAACCAAUCUGUCAUCGGGGAAAAGUUUCACUGCUACAUAGGAUUUUGUCAGAUUGAAGGUGUGAUGAGAUGGUGUUGUGCUAAUGUUAAAUGUCAGUCCACAGAGCUAAUAAUACCUCAGUAUAAUGUCAUGGGCAGUUUAAAUUCAUCACAUGAAAGGUAAUCUGCUGAAAGACUUGGUUGCCUGCUGCCUAACCAUGUACAGUGUUACCAGUAUCCCAUUAAUGGAUAAUUCUCACUAUGUUAAUGCCUAGGUGUUCCCAGUACUUUUUUUUCCCCCUCUUGUCACUACUGAAUUUUGACAGGAGGAAAGAAUGGAAUAGUAGCUUUUUUUUUUUUAAAGCUUUCAGUGAAACACUACAUACACGAAAAGAAGGAACAAGGUUAACUAUUUAAAAACUGUUUGCCUCUACAAAGUGCCAAUGGAUAGGGGAAGAACUUCACAAAUCUGUGGUACUCUUGGCCUUGUGUUUGUCUUCCCUGAAAAUGUCUCUGUGAAGCCAGCAUCUAGGAUCUGAAGGUGAAAGGAGAGCAGCAUGCAUUGUUUGUACAAACAUGCAGUGAAAUACCCCAAAGCUUUUCCUACUGUACAGAUCUCUCAAGUCGCUUUAAGUGAUUUAUUAUUUUCUUAUAUUUCUGUAUGUAUAGUGUAAUAGCCUUUUGUUAACUAAUUCUUUUUUCUUUUUAGCGAUUAAGCACGAUCAUGUCCCUUUUUAAGCCUUACCUGAAAGAAGCAAUGCCAUAAAAAUUUUAAAAAGCAUUAAUGAAAUGAAACUAUGCACAAAAUAACUUUCCUCUACGUAUUUUGUACUUUGCCCUCAUGGGUGCCAAUGUUCUGUGAAGAUAUACAAAUGCUGCACAAUGAAUUGCAGAAAAUAUUAUAAGAAUUAUGUGGGUAGAUCACACUAUAUACUGAUUUGAGCAGUGACUUGAGCAGUGGGUGGCACAACACAGUGUCUUGUCUUCCAUAAGGAAGCUUAAAAGAUAUUUUAACCCACUAACAGGGCUUGCUUCAUCUGCUUGGUGUCCCACAGAAUUUUCAUGAGAGAUUUAUUUUUGGGAAAGUACAGUUUCAAAACCAGCAACAUCAGCAGUACCACCAGCCCUUUUUUUUUUUUUUUUUUUUUGAAAUAAGUUUAAAUGCUUUACUGUUGGGACAAUCUGUUUCUAAACCUGACUUGGUGGCAGUAUCAUGUGUAUUUAUAAAACAAGGCUAGUCAUAUGUAGGACAACUGAAGAAAAGCUGGAAAAAAAAGAAAAACAAGCAAACUUGAACACUGAAGCAACCUCAAGCAUCUCUUUAUGUUGAUGAUAUAUUUUUAUAAGGAAAAUAAAUAUUCAGAUGAUCAGGAAUGUAUAUAAAUGAAAUCAAGAAAAAACAGUAUGCAUUUAAAAAGAAUUACAAAAUUAUAUAUCAGUGCUUAGAAUGGGGCUACGGGAAGUGCUGAAAUACAGCAAAAGGUAGGAAAUAAUGUAGACUGUCACCCACUGUAAAUGUUUGCAAGUGGCUGUGUUUUAAAUAAACAGGAUUAUUACAGGUGAUCUCUAUAAGUGUCAGAGCCUUGGCUUCCAGGCUUUGCAUUAUGUAUAUGAAAAGAAAUAAUGACAAUCCUAGAUAAUUAGACAUAAACCCAAGCCCUUACAUUUGAUACAUUUUGUUUUUAAAAUAGACCUUGUUUUUCAGCUUCAUCUGCAGUUCUAUGUGAAGAUUGACAAAUCAGUUUUUACUUGUUUUAUUAAUAAAACGUAAUUUGGAUAUCUGAGUUGAUGGUUUUGUGAUUUAGCUGGGUAAACUAUCUUUGUAACAGAUAAGUUAUUUAUAAAAAUUAAAAAACUUAUAUUCUAAUGUGGAUUUUGUGGCUUGUUUUUAAAAUUUGUAGGGCAGGAAAUAAUUUGUAUCCCAGCAAAACAUUUAAUUGUUAAUUGAUAUCAGGAAAAGAAAUCAUUCUCUAGAAUCUUUUCAUGACAUCAUGGCAUAUUGGACUAUUUUUAUCAGUUUCUCCAGAUUUCAUUUUAACUGAUGAAAAGUAACCAGAUUUCAGCUAAACCAGAAAAGUGAAUAUUGUUUUUAUUUCAUUGUGUGCUAUAACUUUCCUUCCAUUUCUUUUUAAAUUCUAAAAAAAUUUGCCCCAUUAUGGAAAACAAACGUGAUUUCUUGGGCUAUUUAGCGUAGGUAGUCAUUUAGCUAUUAUUCACACCCCAUGUUGUGUAGGUGCUGAGGAUGGUGGUGCUUCUUUUGAAGAGGACUUUCGUAUUCACAGUUUUCAGAAAAUUAUGGCUCAGCAUUUUUCUGAGCUUGAAAAGAAUAAAAUAGCAUUUGCUGAUCUCUGUGAUUUAGCUGUAGAAAGGCCUGCUUUUAGUUGUCUUUUAAACCUACUAGUAAAGGAUAUUUGCCACGGAAUAUGAGGUGUGCAUGGACAUGGUGGUCAGGAGACUACCUUUGGGAAUUACUGUAAUAAAACAAUGACACGUCUGAGAACAUCAUGGCAACAUGAACUUCUAAGUGUUUCUUGUCAUUCAUUAUUCUCAGUGCUAACAUUCUCUGUUCAGAGGAGUAGGGGAAUUGUUUGUUCAUAUAAACUGGAUUUUGCAAGAAAACUCACAUUAGAAUAUCAGCUAGUAAUUCCUAUCAUUACUAAUAUACAGAGAUGCUGUUAUAUUCCAAGUUUUUUAUGAACAAAAUACAAAAGUUUAUUUUUCUUUUAAAGACUCCAUUUACUUUUCUAAGUGACCAACCAGAAUCAGUCUAUAGGCUGAAAUUUAUAUCGGGGAAUUGAAAUCAGGCUGAAAAGUCAACAGUCCCAAAACUACAAUAGCAUCAAUGCACUUAUAAAUAGCAAAAUUAACUGAUAUUUCAUCAGUUUCCUCUAUUCCAAUUUAAUGUCAAUGGCAAAUUCUAGGAGCAGUGAUAGGUUUAAGAGAUGAGCAGUGUAAGAUGCAGUAUACAGGCCACGAAUGAUUGAAGUUGACUGUAUUAGUCUAGAAAAUAAUAUUAAAUGUAUUGGCACCAAAGGCUAUUCCAGAUUUAACAUCUGUAUGCUGGGUAUUAACAUAGUUUCCCGUUGAAUAUUACAAAAUACUAUAUGACAAGUGAACAUGCAGUACCUUUGAACCCAGUUUUUUCAAGGUAUGAUUUUCUGUCCAUUUUACUUGAAGUGACUUCACUGUAUUUUAAUUUUUAUUGCUUCCAUCUGAAAAUACAGUUAGGCACUGGAAAGAAAGUCUCUUCUCUAAAGAAAACAUUUUUUCCAGCUUGGUAUUUGUUAAAUUAGGUCUUUUUCCCCUAGGGUGUACAGUAGACUGGUUUGGGAGGUUAAACGCACCUCACAGAAGUGUUGUAAAGAUUAGAGUGAAAUGCUGAGCCAACCCCUUCUCUCUCUGUAUUAACCUGAAACACUGCAUCAUGGUUUUGUAUGAACAGGUUUUGAGGCAUUUUUCUCCAGCAGUGUUAAUUAACAGGUAAGUUUGCUAUUUAUUUUUCUGAAUUGUUUUAGGGACAUCUCAGUGGAAUAGAAUUUGGUAUUUCAAUCACUUAAUAGCUGAGUUUCCCCCCUUGUUAAUGUCCAAGGUGGGUUGCUUUGCAAAGAUUAUAAAAAUGUCAAAGGCUAACCCAAAGAUCAGUAUGUUUACAUUUCUGUUGCUUGUCCAGCUAUCUAAAGAAUGUACAUUUUAUGAUGGAGUACAACAAAUUAUUUCUCCAGGAAAAUAAAUGCUUUAUUGGAAGGACCUAAA
Heterocephalus glaber (naked mole-rat) is the source of this 6142-nucleotide messenger RNA. The record is from RefSeq and is a predicted model, not a curated record. NCBI's taxonomy places the organism in Eukaryota, Metazoa, Chordata, Mammalia, Rodentia, Bathyergidae.